Equus caballus (horse) is the source of this 2154-nucleotide messenger RNA. RefSeq names its product Wnt family member 5B (gene WNT5B). Gene Ontology annotation, biological process: canonical Wnt signaling pathway; neuron differentiation; cell fate commitment. Lineage: Eukaryota; Metazoa; Chordata; Mammalia; Perissodactyla; Equidae. Gene Ontology annotation, molecular function: cytokine activity; frizzled binding. The record is from RefSeq and is a predicted model, not a curated record. Gene Ontology annotation, cellular component: extracellular region.
CCCCCGCCCCCGCCCCGCCGCCGAGAGGAGCCGCCGAGGAGCGCGCGAGCCGCAACCCGGCCAGGGAGCCCUGUUUUGGAAGCCGUUCAUCCCCGGGGUCUUCCGUUCCCCAGGGCCCUGGGGAGGGCUGAGGCCGACCAUGCCCAGCCUGCUGCUGCUCGCCGCCGCCCUGCUCUCCAGCUGGGCUCAGCUUCCGGCCGAAGCCAGCUCCUGGUGGUCGUUAGCUAUGAACCCGGUGCAGAGACCCGAGAUGUUUAUCAUCGGUGCCCAGCCUGUGUGCAGCCAGCUUCCUGGGCUCUCCCCUGGCCAGAGAAAGUUGUGCCAAUUGUACCAGGAGCACAUGGCCUACAUAGGGGAGGGAGCCAAGACGGGCAUCAAGGAGUGCCAGUACCAGUUCCGGCAAAGGCGGUGGAACUGCAGCACUGUGGACAACACGUCUGUCUUUGGGAGAGUCAUGCAGAUAGGGAGCCGAGAGACCGCCUUCACCUACGCAGUGAGUGCUGCAGGGGUGGUGAACGCCAUCAGCCGGGCUUGCCGCGAGGGUGAGCUCUCCACUUGCGGCUGCAGCCGGACAGCACGGCCCAAGGAUCUUCCCCGGGACUGGCUGUGGGGUGGCUGUGGGGACAAUGUGGAGUAUGGCUACCGCUUUGCUAAGGAGUUUGUGGAUGCCCGGGAGCGGGAGAAGAACUUUGCCAAAGGGUCUGAGGAGCAGGGCCGAGUGCUCAUGAACCUGCAGAACAACGAGGCGGGUCGAAGGGCUGUGUAUAAAAUGGCAGACAUAGCCUGCAAAUGCCAUGGCGUCUCAGGGUCCUGCAGCCUCAAGACCUGCUGGCUCCAGCUGGCCGAGUUCCGCAAGGUGGGGGACCAGCUGAAGGAGAAAUAUGACAGCGCAGCUGCCAUGCGCAUCACCCGCAAAGGCAAGCUGGAGCUGGUCAACAGCCGCUUCAACCAGCCCACCCCGGAGGACCUGGUCUACGUGGACCCCAGCCCUGACUACUGCCUGCGCAACGAGACCACAGGCUCCCUGGGCACCCAGGGACGCCUCUGCAACAAGACCUCGGAGGGCAUGGACGGCUGCGAGCUCAUGUGCUGUGGCCGUGGCUACGACCAGUUCAAGAGCCUCCAGGUGGAGCGCUGCCACUGCAAGUUCCACUGGUGCUGCUUCGUGAAGUGCAAGAAGUGCACGGAGAUUGUUGACCAGUACGUCUGCAAAUAGCCAGGGAGGGUCCCACGCUCCCAGCCCUCUUCUCCACUCUGCCUCACAAAGUUUAUAUUAUAUAAAUCUAUAUAAAUCUAUUUUAUAUUUGUAUAAAUAAAUGGGUGGAUGAUAAAUAAUUAAAAGAAGAAAAUGGAAAGGAAAAGCUUAUUUAAGAGACGCUAGAGAUCUUUGAGGGUUGGCUUUGCUGGUUCUCGACUCCCGGUGAGUGGGAGGAGGCUGCUCACCCUCCGGUGGGGACUCUCAGGGUGUAGGGACUUGGGAAUAUUCACUGUCGUCUCUCCACCAUGGACUUGAGGAGAGAGAUGGUGGUUAGAUGGAGAAGAUGACUUUGUCUGGAAGUCUGGAGUCUUUGCUGCGUAGAUGCUGGCCCUCUGGAAGGUGGCAGGCACUCAGCUUAAUCUGUGAUGUCGUCAGGGUCUUGUCCAGAAUACGGAUUGGUUCUGUGAGAGGCCCAGUGCUGUCUUACCCUUUCAGCUGUGUGCAUACUUGCCGAGUCCACAGUUACAGGCAUGAGGAGAGGUCUGAUGUCAUCUCUGCCCAGUGACCACGAGGGGGCCCGCACCUCCCCAGACUCCCAGGGCUGUCUUUCCAGCAAGAAUUCUUCCUCCACUGUUCACUAGCUCCUGCCACAAUCCCCUCCACCAUGAGGAAAGGGGGUCAUUUGACCUGACGUGUCAGGAAAGACAUGAACUGAAUAUUUGUGCCUAAGCUGCAGAAAGCCAGGUGCAAACUAGAUGGAGUGAACAUUGCACUGUGCUCCCUCCCAGGGAGAGGAAACUUGUGAUGCUGCUGCUGUCACCUCCUGCUUCAAGGGAGGCCUCGUGAACAACAGGAUGCGUAGCUAGGUCAGGCUCGGCUGGCCUGGCGCGGUCUCUUCAUCUCUCACCCAGAUGUACAGCUUCUCUCUGACAUUAAAUCCCUUUCGGUGAAGGUUC